AUGCCAGUGUCCUGGAAUGUCAUGACUGAACCUACAAGGCACGCAGUCGCCGCUGGAGACGCAAAGCUCCCGAUGCUAAACAGGAGAUCUGACAGCGACAACGGAUCUGCGGUAACAAGCCCCUCUCAAGACGCCAUCAUAGGCUCUGGAUGCACGAUGCGAACAUUGGACAGUGGAAUUGGGACCAUCCCUUUGCCUGAAUCCUGCUCCUUCUUCUCCUCCAUCCUGCACCUCCUCCCCAAGUCCUCGUCUUCCCCCGAGCAGGCCCUGAGCCCCUCCCCCCUGCCCCGCUGGAGGGUGCCCAGUUCCUUGUCCGAUCCGUCAGUGCCUUUUCCCUCCGUGGCCUUCGUGCAGCCCACCCCUCUGCCCCCAGACUCCCGCCUGAGCGCCGUGGCCCUGGGCCGCCUGCCCCGCCCCCCGUCAGGCGACAUGGAACCAAAGAAGAACUCUCGCCAACUAGUUUGA
Molecule: messenger RNA, 465 nt
Organism: Knipowitschia caucasica
Lineage: Eukaryota; Metazoa; Chordata; Actinopteri; Gobiiformes; Gobiidae
Source: the annotation of a GenBank genome assembly